AUGACUUCACUUUUCUUGGGAUCAUCUUCAACAGAAGACAAUCCACCACCUGAACCAAUCAACGGUGCAGCAUACUUGACUAAAUUACAUAAAUAUCUUCAGAUAAAUGCCAGUAAAUUAUCGCCAUCUGGACCAUCAAAACAUGCACCUACAAUCUUACAACAAUCAUAUACGUUACUAACACUUGGAUUGGAUCCUAAUUCUGUACCAUUAUCAAGAUCUUUAAAAGUCCCCUUGACACUAGGAUUCGGUCAACCUUCUACAUCACCUAGAGUACAACCUAAAUCAAUCAAACCACUUUUACUUAGAUUACCGCCAGAUCGAUUAUUGUAUCUACUUCUCAGAUGGCAAUCGCUACCUCAAUCUCUAUCGCACGUGGGAAGAACGGAUGUACCGAUAGAAGAGGGAGUUCCUGUCGCUGCCAGAGGAGCAAGGAUAGACGAAAGAGGUAAUAGGGGUGUGGAAGGUGAUGUCACAAGCGUCAGAAGUUGGGUUGGAAGUAUGAGAAGUGUUAGUAUGGGUAGUUUAGUAAGUAAAGAAUCUGGAAGAGGUUGGUUUAGUCGAAAAGAGGAGAUAAACGAAGAUCAAAUCCUGCUACAGCUAUACUCCAUGUUCACCUUACUUCCCGCAUUAUUGAUACAUCCGCCAUUCGUAUCUGAGCCUCCAAUACUGGAGCUGAUAGAAGCGGGAGGGUACACCCAACUUGGAGGGAUAGACGUGAGGGUACCUUUGGACGUGACGAGGAAUCUACAGAUACUGGAGUUGGAGGGAUACGAUCCAAGAGGUUUACUUAUACCCACCAAUCCAGGAAUGAGGAGCUUAACGGUUAAGGAUGUACAAGAUGGGGAUGACUGGAUAGAAGAACUAUUGUCUAUUCCUAUAAACGGAGAUAACGCGAACUCAAAUCAACAAUCUGGACCUGACAUACCUAUAUCGACGAAAGCACGUUUCCCAAACCUUCAUCAUCUAUCUUUGAUCUCCGUCACAUUACUCAACUUCCCACAACUACCAUUAUCCUCAUUGACUCAUUUGGAUCUAUCACAUAAUCUCCUCAACGCUUUACCACCUUCUUUAGCUGGAUUAACUUCCCUCAUAUCACUUAAUUUGUCAAAUAACGUCAUUGUCUCAUUACGCAGUGCAUCAGCCUAUUUACCUAAUGUGAUAUCACUCAAUUUAUCAGGCAACAGAAUUGAUUGUCUAAUAGGAUUAGAUCAAUGCAAUUCGUUACAACGUGUUGAUAUAAGAAGGAAUGAAUUGAUAGAUAUAGGUGAGGUUGGAAGAUUAUCAGUUUUGCCCAAGAUCAAAGAAGUUUGGUGUACAGGAAACGGAUUUGAUAUAGCAGGUGAAGAUGAAUGGAGAAUCCAAUUAGGAACUUUAUUCAAAGAAGAAAGAAAUGAGGUUAGGAUUGACGAUACGGAAUUUACGUGGUCUGAGAAUAGAAGAAUCGAUUCAUUACUCGAGAAGAGAGGUAAACUGAAUAAUGUUGGAAAUAUUUACCAUUCACCACGACCGUCGUCUUCUACUGGUUCAAAGACGCCCAUUGAGCAGACCAGAUCAUUCGUUCAACCGCAUUCAGAGGUAUCACACCAACCCUCCGCAUCGACAAGCAAAGAAAUUCACUCGCGUCCUCAAUCAAAUUUCGGUUCCGUUAAUUCACAAUUUCCGCAGAGACUUUCAACUGAACCGUCAACCAGCAUCAAAUCGCCUUCUUCUUCAGCUGCUGUAGGAAAGAAAAGAGGCAAACGAAGAGUUAUAAGACUUGAUUCUACGGAUGAAAUCACUACACGUGGUGAAGUAAACCUUGAAGAUAGUAUCAGAGGUAGCUUGAAAUUACCUGGCAAAGUAGAUGAAGAAGUUGAGGGAGAAGGAGAGCAAGAAAACAGUUCUACAGUCGAUCAGAAGCAUGAGGAUGGAAAACCCAAUGGGAAUGGGUUGAUCGUACCGGUAGGAGGAAGUGGUAUAGGAAUUGGUGUCGGAAAAGAACAAGGACAGAGUAUAAGAGUUGUAAGCUCGAAGAGGAAAAGUAACAGAAAAGGUUUGAAGAAAGAUACAUUUGAGCCAAUUCAGUAG
Messenger RNA from Kwoniella shivajii, 2070 nucleotides. RefSeq lists its product as uncharacterized. NCBI's taxonomy places the organism in Eukaryota, Fungi, Basidiomycota, Tremellomycetes, Tremellales, Cryptococcaceae. The record is from RefSeq and is a predicted model, not a curated record. Gene Ontology annotation, cellular component: cytoplasm. The coding region runs from base 1 to 2070 and encodes 689 amino acids. Gene Ontology annotation, molecular function: protein binding. The transcript has 3 exons.